Trichomycterus rosablanca is the source of this 785-nucleotide messenger RNA. It is a transcript of the gene oaz1a, whose product is annotated as ornithine decarboxylase antizyme 1a. The record is from RefSeq and is a predicted model, not a curated record. Lineage: Eukaryota; Metazoa; Chordata; Actinopteri; Siluriformes; Trichomycteridae. Gene Ontology annotation, molecular function: ornithine decarboxylase inhibitor activity. Gene Ontology annotation, cellular component: cytoplasm; nucleus. Gene Ontology annotation, biological process: positive regulation of protein catabolic process.
GCUUUAUCAUAUACAGUGUCUAAAGGACGGAAAGCUUUUGGCCUCGACGUUGGCCGGAUGGUUAAAUCCAACCUCCAGACGAUUCUGAAUAGUCAUUGUUUUGUCAGAGAAAAGGAAAGAAAUAUAUCCAAGAUGCCAGUAGUCGAACUGACCCGUAAUAAACCCGAGGUUGAAAGUCCUUGCAGGUGCCCCCGGUGUUGCAGUAACCCGUGUCCAGGGCCUCUGUGGUGCUCCGAUGCCCCUCUCCCACCCCUGAAGAUCCCAGGUGGGCGAGGGAAUGAUCAGAGGGAUCACAAUCUUUCAGCUAAGCUAUUGUAUUCUGACACUCACUUGCUGGUUUUUGAAGAGCCUCCACCCUUGAACAGUCGGGUACGCUUUUUGCUUUUUGAGCGACGCUGCAAUGAAACUAAGCCAGUAGUCUGGAGGGGCUGUCUGACGGGAGUCAAGCUUUACAUCGAGAUUCCUCCUGGCGCUCUUCCUGAAGGCAGCAAGGACAGUUUUGCUCUGUUGCUAGAAUUUGCAGAAGAGAAGCUUCAAGUUGAUUACGUUUUCAUCUGUUUUGCGAAAAAUCGAGAUGACAGAGCUUUGCUGCUGCGGACAUUCAGUUUUUUGGGCUUUGAGAUUGUGAGACCGGGUCAUUCCCUCAUCCCAACCCGCCCUGAUGCUUUCUUCAUGGCUUACAGCAUCGAAAGAGAUUCGGAUAAUGAUGAAUAAUGCUUAUUAAUCCCACACUUUAGUGAUUUGUGUUUAUUUACCAGUAAAGAACUUAAAGAUUUUAUGAACAA